CCUCGAACCAUUCCCCCUCCGUCGUUGUGCGCGGGCUUUUGAAAGAUGGCGGCUGUGUCGAAUGUUUCUUUGCCGGAAAUCAAGAGGGAUCUUCUUUACGCUUUUAAAGAAUGCUCAGAGAGAGGCUUGCUUCACAGUGCUAAGUGGUAAGAGCCAGAUAAUUAAAGAGAUUUUAUGCUUUACUGAAUUUACGAAGAUGAAACAUUUUGGCUGCACAAAAGACGAAAACCUUCGACGUUCUGCAACUAAUGAUCAAGGGCAGAGUUAUUUUAUUUGCUCCAUUGCAUUCGUAUAUUUUUUUUCCUGCAGUUCUGCUUUGUUGCGUUUUUGCGUCUCCACCGAUAGACCUGUUGAUUACUUUUCUUAUUUCUUAUGUGAAGAACACUUUAACAUUCUUUGUUAAACUUGACACAAUUCUGCUAACCUUAGCUGUGAGGCUGCAGAUGAGUAGUGGAACGUGUAUCCCUAUUUAUAUCGAUCGGUAAGCUACAAAAUCUAAUGAAGGUGCGUGUCAAAAAAUCAUUAAAAAAAACUAUGAAAUAUUUGUAUAUCAGUCAGCUCAUAUAAAUUUUCUCUUCUGCACGUAGGGCAGCUGAGUUGGCAUUUUCCAUUCCAUCCUUUGCAACACCUGAACAUCUUCCUGUGACUGAUUAUCGGGAUCCCGAAUUUUUGAAAGAUUUUGAUAAAUAUACCUUGGGGAAGGCAUAUUUUGACCUGAAAGAGUUUAAGAGAGCAGCUUUCUUCUUGGAGGAUUGUACAAGUCACAAAGGAUACUUCUUACUUAUGUAUUCACAUUAUUUGGUAAGAAGCAAUAUCUUGGUGGUAGGCUACAUGUUUAAUGUUGUAAACCUCGGGCUUUAUUAACCCUUUAACCCCUAAGAGUGACUAGCAUCCAAUUUCUCCUUACAAUAUCAUCCUUGAAUCACACAUAAAAGUUACAAGAGUAGAGGAAAUGAUCACCAGCUAAGGAAGCUCUUGAUUCUCCUUGUCAGCACCUUAGAAAAUGUACUGAGAACAGUAUGGAGAAUAUGCAUACUGACCUUAGGUUGUAAAGGGUUAAAUCUCACUUGGAAUGUGAUAUUUUCAUUUUUUUACCUCCCCUCCCCUCCUCUCCCUCCCCCCCCUCCCCCUCUUAAGUGAGGUGGGUGUGCAUUUUUUCACUGUAGAAGCUGGCAAAAUUUUUAAAUCUACAACCUUUCAUAAGUGCUCAGGAAAAGUUCACAGCUAAAUUAUCAGAGUGAAAUUUCAUGCAAUGUAUUUUAGGUUGGGUUGAAAAUCAAUAUUUACCUUUCAAAGGGUAGAAAUGACUUUACAAACACUCUAUAGAUUGCCAGUACAUUAAACACCAAUAUAGAUUUCAACUGUUUUAUUUUUCAUCUGAAUUGGUGUACUACAUUGCAUUCCAUGUAAAUUACUUUUAUUUAUUACACUAUUAUUAGGAUGGCGAGAAGCACAAGAAUGAUAAAAUGAUGGAUGUUUUAGGUAAUGUCAUGUCAUGAACAAUCUAAUAAUACUCUUAUGCUACUACAUAUUAUAUAACAUGAACAAUAUUCUCUGUCAGAAAUUUGGGCUGUUGGUGUGGUAAAUAACUGUUAAUUAUUGGGGUGAUGCGGUGGCCUGUCAAUUAGUGGGAUUGUGUUCAGUUCUUGGACAAGACACAUAACCUCUCUCUACCCAAGAGUAUCAAUGGUUACUGCUGAACUGUUGCGAAAAACUUGAUUCAAUACUGGUAGGGGGCAACCUAUGAUAGACUAGCAUGUCAUCCUGGGAAAGGAGUGAUGCUCAUAACAAUUUUAUGCUAUGGAGACUGCAAUAAGUUUCGACCAAAUGAGCCACUUGGCUUCAUUCCUGACUUGACCGUUAAACUCCCAGAAAUGAUAAACAUUUAACUUCUCUGCAUAACCUCCAUGCAUUAUCCACCAAACGGGUAAAGAGAAUACUCAAACUUGUCAGGUAGAAGUUACUGUUUCAAUCUUACACUAAAUUCUUGGUGCUAAAAUAAAAGGAAGUUUGCAGUGACCAGAGGAGAGAAUUAACAAUCUAAUCUUGGGAAUUAACAGGUUAUGUAACCAAUAGAACACUUAAUGAUUGCUGUUUAGAACUUCAUGGAUUUAAAAUUCAUCGUAAGUGUCAUUGACUCUUGAAAGGUCCUCAAGAAAAUGUGAAAAAUGAGCAUCUGACUUGGCUGAGAUCUGGACUCUGUGCAAGACGUGAAAAACUGGAUGGAUUCUGUCUCUUCUUGUAAGAGUUGAUUCUCUGAGUUGGGUUUGCUAUGUUGUGUCUUUUCCAUCCUGUUAAAAUAAGUUUGCAUUUAGUUACCACACUCUUUAACCCCAGAAGUGAUUACUGGUAACAUAUACCCUAACCCUAAGCAAUAUCCAUUCAUGCAAAAUACCUGGAAGGUCAUUAAAUAGGAGGUAUAUUGAUGUUUUGUAAAUUAUUAACUCCAUAGCACAGUUUUUGCUCUGUGAUUGUCAAGCAAAUUAGUUUUUUUUUUAAUUUUCCAUUUGAUUUUAAAUAAUAGAUUGGGUGUUAUACUUAAAAAACUUGAUCUAAGAGAAGAAGCACUUGAGGUGAUGCUAGAAGCUGUGAAGAAGGAGCCUCUACAUUGGGGCAGUUGGCUGGAGCUGUCAUCUCUCUGUACGGACAAGGAAAUGGUAUGAGUUGUUUAUUACUUAUGUAUUUACUUGAAUGAUUCCAUGCUGCUCUUGAUUAAAUAUUGGAGACAGAGGCUGUGCCAUUCUUUCAUGAAAGCAUCACUGAAUUAGCACUUGCCAUAAAUGGUUUGAAUGCAGGAGUGAAUGAUAUUUGAUCCUGCAAUCCUGUAGGUGGGAGUGUUCUUGAGAAGGACUGUUGUCGGCAGUAGUGACUGAUAUUGUGACACCCCUUUGUAGAUGCUGUCAUCUGAGUCAGUUGGUGUCAUGUAUAAUGUUUUAUUUUCAGAUUCAAGUAGAGAAAAGGAGUUUCCUAUCAUCAAACCUGGAACAUUAGUUUUUAGACACAGACCUCUUUCAUGAAAAGCAGGCAUAAUUGCUGUUCUGUUUAUUCAUUUUCUGACCUUGACAAUAUGAUAAAAAAAAAAGACAAUUUAAACUCAAAAACAAUACCAAGAAGGUUUGUAAUCUGCAUACACAUACAAGAAAAGUAAAAGUCCCAUUUGAUGGCUUACUGAGUCCUGAUGUGUUUUCUUUGUUAGACUCUGUUAGUGACCCUCCCCUCCCAUUUGAUGGCUCACUUAGUCCUCUUGUGUUUUCUUUGUUAGACUCUGUCAGUGACCCUCCCCUCCCAUUUGAUGGCUCACUGAGUCCUGGGCUGGGUUGUUCAAAGCUGGGUUAAGAUAACCCAGGGUUAGUGUGAAAUCCGAUUUCAGAUCUAAAAGCUUUAAAAGAAAAUUCAGUCGAAUUCUUUUUGUCUAGAGUAUGAAUAUUUGAUGCUUUAAAAAGGACACUGAAAAUUUUCCCAAAAAGGCUUUAGAGUAAAGGAAUAAAGAAACCCAGAUUAAAAUCUAACCCUGGGUUAGCACUAAUCGGCCUUCAAACAACUGGGCCCUGAUGUGUUUUCUUUGUUAGACUCUAUCAGUGACCCUCCCCUCCCAUUUGAUGGCUUACUUAGUCCUGAUGUGAUUUCUUUGUUAGACUCUGUCAGUGACCCUCCCCUCCCAUUUGAUGGCUCAAAUAGUCCUGAUGUGAUUUCUUUGUUAGACUCUGUCAGUGACCCUCCCCUCCCAUCGGAUGGCUCACUUAGUCCUGAUGUGAUUUCUUUGUUAGAAUCUGUCGGUGACCCUCCCCUCCCAUUUGGUGGCUCAGUUAAAGUUACGUUGUGUUCUUUGUUAGACUCUAUCAGUGACCCUCCCCUCCCAUUGGAUGGCUCAGUUAAAUUAUGCUGUGUUCUUUAUGUUUAGCUACAGUCAUUGACCCUUCCUUCCCACUGGAUGGCUCAGUUUUUCCAAGCUCAUGUCGCAAUUGAUCUUCAGUUGAAUGAGGAAGGACUGGAGAGAUAUACAAAACUGAGCCAAGCUGGAUUUGCUGACAACAAAUAUGUCUUACUGCAAACAGCUCUAGCACAGUACCAUGCCAGAGGUACAAGUCUGUCAAGAUUAUCUGAGUGUGGUCAAUCUCUCAUAAUCUCUUGUUGUUCCACCUACCUCUAUGGUCAUACUUAAUUGAAAUUGAAGAGCAGUGAUGCCACAGAUUCUUUUGCUAAAGUUUAGGAGUCUUUGAGCAAUUAUUUUUUAUUCCUUUUACUUUUGCUCGCAUAUUUGAUUUUCAGGAUUUCAGGCUCAAAUUUCUACAAAUUUAGUAUUUGGUAGGCUAAAAUAAAAAAUGAUCCCCUGAAAUACAGGGCAAAAAAGGGCUUCUGGCUUUCCACUGUAUUGUAAUGCAAUGGUUUAAUUGACCAGGAUUUAUAUAAUCUUGAUUGAAGAUAUAAUUAUAACAUCUUAUAAUGCAUCUGGUUGAGUUUCCAAAGUUACAGAACUACAGAAGGUUGUAGCUGAGAUAAGGGCUGUCAAGGGAGAAUGCACAUGCCAUCUGUGAAGUCAGAGAGCUAAUGAUAUUGAACUAAAUUUUACACAUUAUGUAUUGGCUAUGGUUUAUCUGUUGGUUGCAGAUUUUGAUGCUGCAUGUAAACUGUUCAAACAAGUCAGAGAACAAGAUCCAUGUUCCCUAGAGCACAUGGACACUUACUCCAAUAUUCUUUAUGUAAAGGUAAGUGUUAAAAUGUUUUAGGGCAGUUUGAUAUUUUUUUUAGCGUUGAUAGGCAGAUUGAAACAAGAAGAACCAUCUGCCAUCCUUCUUCUCUUAACUAAGUGAACAAAGUAACACUGAUAUAACUUUAUUGAACUGGCUAUUAAAUAGAGGAACAUUGAUUUAAAUCUUGCAGGAAAUGAAACCAGAACUAAGUUACUUAGCACACCACACAAAUAGUAUUGAUAGGUACAGAGAGGAAACAUGCUGUGUCAUAGGUUAGUAUUGCUCUUGACUAAAAGUUCUCUGUGGCUCACAAAAGUUGUUGUUAAACCAACUUUUUUUUUAAACUGAAUUUAUCGAAUAAAUGGUUUUUGAAUCUGAUUCCACAUGUAUAAAUUACAGAAAUUGCUUGGAAUGAUCUUUUAGGAAAUUAUUACAGCCUCCAUGACCAGCAUGAAAAGGCAGUGACAUACUUUCAACGUGCUCUGAAACUAAACCCACAGUACACAUCUGCUUGGACUCUUAUGGGGCAUGAGUUUAUGGAGAGGAAGAAUACUUCAGCUGCUAUAGAAGCCUACAGGAAAGCCAUCGGUAAACUGUUGUGUAAAGAUGAGGUCUUUUUUGCUAGUUGCAAUAUUAUUAUAAUGAAUUUUUUUGGGCACUUUCACAUGCAAGAAGUGGUAUAAUCCUGAAAACACUUAUUGUUCAAGGUGGCUAUGUUGUAGGUUAAAAUGAAAGUCAUGUAAAAAUGGUUUUAAACUGCUGGUGUGUGGACAAGAACAUCUUUAUGUGCUGGACUGGGGUUGGUGGUUUGGCUUGAGACCUGGCUGGGUUAUAGUGUUGUUUUCUUGGGCAAGACACUUGACUUUUGCAGUUCCUCUCUCCACAUACAAGGUAGGAUUAGGAAUGGGUACCAAAAAAAUUGUCUGGGAAGCCUGAUGAGUUGCAGGGUGGGGGACUGGACUGGUAUCUCAUGUAGGGGGUAGCAGUGAUACUCCCAGUCACCUCAUGCUAUGGAAGUUGGAAUAAGCUCAGGCUAGACAGGUCACUUGAGUCUAGGACAGAAUAGAUGUGUAGACAAGCACUUCAUACAAGAAAAAGCAAAAACCACCAGAGGCUCAGGGGGCAAGUAAUUUAAACCUUGUGAAGCUAAUCUCAAUCAUUAUACUGAACUAGAAUUCAUUAUUGCUUUCUAGAAGUCAAUUAUCGAGACUACAGAGCAUGGUAUGGAUUAGGACAAACAUAUGAAAUUCUGAAAAUGCCAUUCUAUUGCUUGUAUUACUAUAGACAGGCUCACAAAUUCAGGUAUUUACCAUGAUCUCUUACCAGCUGAUUUUGACUGUGAAGAUUAAAGUUUGUAUGGGAAAAAGUGCGGCCAAUAAAACUUUCUGAUGCAUUGUUUUGCAGACCAAAUGACUCAAGGAUGUUAGUUGCUUUGGGUGAAAGCUAUGAAAAGUUAAACAGUAUGCAGCAAGCUAAAAAAGUGAGUUUUUGUUUUCUGUAGUUCUUACAACUUUUGUCUUUUGUCUCCAAUUGUGUAAAAUGACAUUUAGCAGUCCAUCAAAGUUGGCUGGAUGAUCGAAAAAAAAUUUUUUUCAGUGUUAUUUUAGGGCGAUGUCAGUUGGGGAUCUUGAAGGGAUGGCUGUGAUAAAGCUAGCAAGGUAUUAUAAUUUACAAAUUGCUUUUAUGUGUAAUGAAUACUAAUAUGUUGACUUAACUUGUAGCUUACCAUGUUUUCUGAAAUGAUUUUCUGUUUUUGUUAGAUUACAUGAACAUCUUAAUGAGGAUAAUGACGCUGCCACUCAAUACAACCGUUAUGUAGAACAGACAGAAGUUGUUGGAGUAAGUGUAUAUUAGACCAUGAAACCAGCCAAUGAUUUAUUAGAUUUAUAAAAAUGAAUGUUGUUGAUGUAUAUAUAUAUAUAUAUAUUUUUUUUUUUCACAGGUAAUGUCUGUGGCUGAUUUGUGUUCUGCAUAUGUGUUUUUGGCAAGAUACAAUCUGAAGAAUAGAAAUCUAGAAGCUGCAGAGAUGUAUGCACACAAGUGUUGUGAAUUUAAUGAGGUAAAUUAGUUUGUUUUAGUUCUCCUUUCCCCAUCAAACAAUCCAUUUGUUUAACUGUCAUUUUGUCUUUUGUCCGUUCAUUCCUUCCUCUCCUCCUUCCUACCUUUCUCAAUCCUUUCCUUUCUCCUUUCUUCUCACACUCACUCCUUCACAUUCCUCCUCCUCCCCUAGACCUCCCUUUUAUUCCCUGCUUUCUUCCUCCUUUCUGUUCUCCUUCCUUGCUCCUUCCUCCUUUCCACCCUAUUCCCUCCCUUCCAGCCUGCUCCCCUCCUCCUUUUUAAUCUGUUCCCUCCCUCCUUUCCACCCUGCUUCCUACUAGCUAACCACCCUCCUCCAUCCUUCCUUUCCACCCUGCUUCUCUCUCCUAACCACCCUCCUCCAUCCUUCCUUUCCACCCUGCUUCCUACUAGCUAACCACCCUCCUCCAUCCUUCCUUUCCACCCAGAUCUCCAGAUCUUUCUUUCCACCUUGCUCCCUUUCUCCUUUCUACCCUGCUCCCUCCUUUCCACACUGCUUCCUACCUCCAAACCACCCUGUUCCCCCCUUUCUACCCUGCUCCCUCCCUCCUCUCUACCCAGCACCCUCCCUCUCCUCUUUGCACUCUGCUUCCUCCCUCCUUUUCCAUCCUGCUUCCUCAUUCCAUUCUGCUUUCCCUUCCUUUCCACCCUAUUUCCUACCUCCUUUCCACCCUGCUUUCUACCUCUUAACCACCCUACUCCAUUCUUCCUUUCCAUCCUACUCUCCAACCUUCCUUACACCCUGCUCCCUCCCUCCUUUCUGCUUUUAUCCUUUCUGCUUUCCACCCUGCUUCCUCCUUUUUACCUUGCUCCCCUUCCUUUCCACCCUGCUCCCCUUCCUUUCCACCCCGCUCCCUCCCUCCUUUCCACCCUGCUUGCUACCUCUUAGCCACCUUCCUCCAUUCUUCCUUUCCACCCUGCUCCUUCUUCCUAACUACCCUCCUCCAUCCUUCCUUUCCACCAUGCCCUUCAUCCCUCCUUUCCACCUUGCUCCCCCUCCUUUCCACCCUGCUUUCCCUCCCCCUUUCCACCAUGCUUUCUACCUCCUAACUACACUCCUCAAUUCUUUCCUUUCACCCUGCUCCUCCCUCCUAACCACCCCUCUCCAUCCUUCUUUUGCACCCUGCUCUAUGUCCUUCCUUUCCACCUUGCUUUCCCCUCCUUUUCACCCUGCUCUCUCUCCCUCCUUUCCACCCUGCUUCCUUCCUCCUAAGUACCCUCUCUUCCAUCCCUCCUUUACACCCUGCUUCUCCCUCCUAACUGCCCUCCUCAAUCCUUGCUUUCCUUCCUUCUCCCUCCUAACCACCCUCCUUCAUCCUUCCUUUCCAACCUGUUCUCCAUCCUUCCUUUGCACCCUGCUCUCCCUCCCUCUCCACCCUGCUUCCUAUUACACCCUGCUUCUCCUUCCUAACCACCCUCCUCCAUCCUUCCUUUCCACCCUGCUUUUCCCCUCCAAACUGCUCUUCUCCAUCCUUCUUGUCCAUGCUGCUCUCCCCUCCUUUUCACCCUGCACCCCCCUCCUUACCACCCUACCCCUCUCUUCUUUCCACCCUCCUUUAUCCCUUCUUUUCCACCAUGCUUUCUACUCCUAACCAGCCUCCUCUUUUUUCCUUUCCACUCUGUUCUACCCACCUAACCAUUCUUCUCCAUCCUUCUUUGCCAUCCUGCUCUACCUCCUUCCUUUCCACCCUACUCUCCCUCCCUCCUUUCCACCCUACUUUCCCUCCCUCCUUUCCACCCUGCUUCCUACCCCCUAACCACCCUCCUUCCCCCUCUUUUCCACCCUGCCUCCUACCUCCUAACCACCCUUCUCCAUCCUUCCUUUCCAUCCUGCUUCUCCCUCCUAACCAGCCUCCUUCAUCCUUCCUUUUCACCCUGCUCUCCAUCCUAACUACCCUCCUCCAUCCUUCCUUUUCACCCUGCUUCUCCCUCCCUCCUUUCCACCCUGUUUCCUACCAGCAAACCACCUUCCUCCAUCCUUCCUUUCCAUCCUGCUUCUCCCUCCCAAGUACCCUCCAUCCUUUCUUUCCACCCUGCUUCUCCCUCUUAGCUACCCUCCUCCAUCCUUUCUUCCCACCCUGCUCUUCACCCUUCCUUUCCACCCUGCUCCCCCUCCUUUCCAUCCUGCUUCCUACUUCCUAACCACCCUCCUCCCUCCUGUCCACCCUAUCCCUCCCUUCUUUCCGCCCUCCUCCAUCCCUCCUUUUUAUCUAUCCCUUCAUUGCUUUCUUUUGCCAUUUCUUUCCUCCUUUCCCUUCUUUCAUUUACCUUCUUUCUCCAACCCCCCUAUUAUUUCCUAUCUGUGUUCCUUUUUUUAAGUGUUUCUCCCCCCUGCCUUCUUUUAUCAAUUUCCUUCAAUUGCCCAUUCCAUUUUAUUUCUCAUCUCCUUCAGUAUAUGAACUUUUCUCGUUUCCUUAGGGUAGAGAAGAGGGCAAAGGACUGCUUCGCCAAAUUUCCAACAGCCGGUCCAGUGGAGAUGGUGCCAGAGAGAGUGCAGAUGCCUUCACCCAAGAAUUAUCACUUGGAAAUAUAAGUGUCGACCAUGAAACAAGUAUGUCGCCUGUGGUACGAACCAACUUGGAUUUCAACACCCCUUGAGAACAGCUGACUUGAAAAGAGAAGCUUAGAUCAAUUUUUCAUUUUGCCUCCAUCAACUUCUGGAACUUAAUUUUUAUACUAGUAAACCCAAGUUGCUCCACAACAUCUGCUGUUGGUAGCUGUGUUUCUGAUCUAAUGUAUAGAGGGAUCAGAGAUGUGUGCAGACCUGGAAAGUUUUAACCAAGAUGAGGCUGACUUAGUGAGCUAAGAAACAGCCCUUAGCACUUUGCACAGAGCUGUUAUUACAACUUAAACUGUUGAUGUUUAUCACAACACGAUCAUGUGACUCAUUAUUUUUUCUCACUAAGAGAGGUCUAACCUGUGAAAAAUAAUUACAGUGUGUUACCUUGAGAAGUAGUGUGUACAGUAACUGUAACUGUUACAAUAAAAUGUUUGCCCUU
Molecule: messenger RNA, 9766 nt
Organism: Pocillopora meandrina
Lineage: Eukaryota; Metazoa; Cnidaria; Anthozoa; Scleractinia; Pocilloporidae
Source: the annotation of a GenBank genome assembly